AUGUAUUCAACUCCACUAAAAAAGAGGAUUGAUUACGAUCGCGAAACGUUUACGGCUUCGGCUUCCUUAGGAGGAAAUCGCUUAAGGAAUCGGCCAAGAGAUGACCAAAACAACGGUAAGCCCAACCUGUCGAGCCGUUCCUUCCUAAGCGAAAGAAAAACCAGGAAAGAUGUAUUAAACAAGUAUGGCGAGGCUGGAAAUACUAUUGAAUCAGAACUUCGUGACGUAACUACACACGUCAAGAUAAGCGGGUUGACUUCCUCUGAACCGUUGCAGUUGGCUAGUGAAUUUGUCCAGGAUUUGAGCUUUAGGGACAGAAAUACGCCAAUACUAGAUAAUCCAGACUAUUAUAGUAAAGGUUUGGAUUAUAAUUUCUCAGAUGAAGUCGGUGGAUUAGGUGCAUUUACCCCCUUCCAAAGACAACAAGUGACAAAUAUACCAGAUGAAGUUUUAUCACAAGUUUCAAAUACCGAAAUAAAGAGUGAUAUGGGUAUUUUUCUCGAACUGAACUAUUGUUGGAUAACCUCUGAUAAUAAAUUGAUCUUGUGGAAUAUCAAUAAUAGUUCAGAAUACCACUGUAUCGAUGAAAUCGAGCACACCAUUUUAAAAGUGAAACUAGUUAAGCCUAGCCCAAACACUUUUGUUUCUUCUGUUGAAAAUUUAUUGAUUGUCGCCACUCUUUUUGAUAUCUAUAUUUUGACAAUAUCAUUUAAUGACCGUACUCAUGAGUUGAAUAUCUUUAACACAGGAUUAAAAGUAAAUGUAACUGGGUUCAACGUUUCUAACAUAAUAAGCUACGAAAGGACUGGACAAAUAUUUUUCACUGGUGCGACUGAUGGUGUCAACGUGUGGGAAUUACAAUAUAACUGCUCGGAGAACCUAUUCAAUAGCAAGAGUAACAAAAUAUGUUUGACAAAGUCAAACUUAGCAAAUUUACUACCUACAAAACUAAUACCUAGCAUACCCGGAGGAAAGUUGAUACAAAAAGUACUAGAAGGGGAUGCAGGUACCGAAGAAGAAACUAUAUCACAGCUCGAAGUUGACCAGUCAAGAGGCGUUUUACAUACUCUAUCAACGAAAUCUAUUGUCAGAUCUUACCUAAUUACUAGUAACGGGCUAGUAGGACCGGUCCUCAUUGAUGCUGCUCAUAUCAGGCGUGGAAUGAAUGCAUUGGGUGUAAAAAAUUCACCUCUACUCAGUAAUCGAGCUUUCAAGAUUGCCAAAAUUGUUUCUAUCUCUAUGUGUGAGAACAAUGAUUUAUUCUUAGCUGUUAUAACUACUACUGGGGUACGCUUGUAUUUCAAAGGUUCCAUUUCUAGGAGAUCGAUUGGCUCAUUAAAAUUAGACUCUGUAAAGUUUCCUCCUACCAGUAUAUCUAGCUCCCUCGAGCAAAAUAAAUCUUUCAUAAUCGGUCAUCACCCCUUAAACACACAUGAUACAGGCCCACUUUCAACACAAAAAGCUAGUUCAACUUAUAUCAAUACCACUUGCGCUAGUACGAUAAUAUCACCAGGUAUAUACUUUACGUGCGUGAGGAAAAGAGCUAAUUCCGGAGAACUAUCUAAAGGUAUUACAAAUAAAGCUUUGCUGGAAAAUAAAGAGGAACACAAACUUUACGUUAGUGCUCCAGAUUACGGUAUAUUAAAGAAUUAUGGUAAAUAUGUAGAGAAUACCGCACUACUCGAUACGACAGAUGAAAUUAAAGAGAUUGUUCCCUUAACAAGAUCUUUUAAUUACACUUCUACUCCCCAAGGUUACGCCAAUGUGUUUGCCUCACAAUACAGUGCAGAACCAUUAAAAGUUGCCGUUUUAACAAGCAAUGCCUUAGAAAUUUAUUGCUAUCGCACGCCCGACGAAGUGUUCGAAAGCUUGAUUGAAAAUCCUUUGCCAUUUAUUCACAGUUAUGGUUUAUCUGAGGCUUGCUCUACGGCACUUUAUUUAGCUUGUAAGUUUAAUAAGUCAGAGCAUAUUAAAUCAAGUGCCCUGGCCUUCUUCUCUGCCGGUAUACCUGGGGUAGUUGAAAUAAAACCGAAAAGUUCUAGAGAAAGUGGCAGCGUGCCGCCAAUCUCACAAAAUUUAUUCGAUAAAUCUGGUGAAUGUGAUGGUAUAGUACUAUCUCCCAGGUUUUAUGGUUCUGCGUUAUUAAUUACAAGAUUAUUUAGCCAAAUAUGGGAAGAGAGGGUCUUUGUUUUUAAAAGGGCUUCCAAAACGGAAAAAAUGGAUGCUUUUGGUAUUUCUAUAACUAGGCCACAGGUUGAGUAUUAUUUAUCAUCGAUAUCUGUUUUGGCAGAUUUCUUCAACAUCCACCGUCCUUCCUUCGUUUCAUUUGUGCCUCCGAAAGGUAGCAAUGCUAUAACUGCAUCCGAUGCUGAGUCUAUUGCUAUGAAUGCUCUUAUCCUCUUAAUAAAUUCUAUUAAGGAUGCGCUUUCCCUUAUAAAUGUCUUCUACGAAGAUAUUGAUGCUUUCAAAUCUUUGCUAAAUACAUUGAUGGGUGCAGGGGGAGUUUAUGACUCCAAGACACGUGAGUAUUUUUUUGAUCUUAAGUUCCAUGAUUUGUUUACCCCUAACGCAAAAACCAAACAAUUAAUAAAAGAGAUUUUAAUAGAAGUUGUAAACGCUAAUAUUGCAAGCGGCACAUCGGCAGAUUAUAUUGUGAACGUUUUAAAGGAACGCUUUGGAUCUUUUUGUCAUAGUGCAGACAUUUUGUGUUACAGGGCAGGAGAGCAUUUAGAAGCAGCACAGAAGUUUGAAAUGAUAGAUUCUAAAAUAUCAAGGAACCAUUUAGAUACCGCAAUUGACCUUUAUGAAAGGUGUGCCGAGAAUAUAGAAUUAUGUGAAUUGAGACGUGUGGUGGAUAUCAUGGUAAAACUUAAUUACCAGCCUAAGACUGUUGGAUUUCUACUUAGAUUUGCAGAUAAAAUUGAUAAAGGAAACCAAGCACAAGAGUAUGUGUCUAGAGGUUGUAAUACUGCCGAUCCAAGAAAAGUUUUUUAUGACAAACGCAUAAAUGUGUACACUUUGAUUUUUGAGAUUGUCAAAAGCGUGGAUGACUAUACAUCUAUCGAACAAUCCCCUUCAAUUGCAAAUAUAUCUAUUUUUUCACCAGCUUCGUCACUGAAGAAAAGAGUUUACUCAGUGAUAAUGAAUAGCAAUAACAGGUUCUUCCAUUAUUGCUUUUAUGAUUGGCUUGUCGCAAAUAAAAGACAAGACUACUUAUUACGUUUGGAUUCUCAAUUUGUUUUGCCGUACUUGAAAGAAAGAGCAGAAAAAUCUCUAGAAAUUAGUAAUCUGUUGUGGUUCUACUUAUUCAAAGAAGAACAUUUUCUUGAAGCAGCUGAUGUUUUAUAUGCUCUAGCUAGUUCUGAUUUUGACUUAAAAUUAAGUGAAAGAAUCGAAUGCCUAGCAAGAGCAAACGGUCUUUGUGAUAGCUCAACGUCAUUCGACCAAAAGCCGGCACUGGUCCAGUUAUCUGAGAACAUCCACGAACUUUUCGACAUAGCUUCCAUUCAGGAUGACCUACUUAAUUUGGUAAGGAAUGAAACAAGGAUUGACGAAGAUUAUAGAAAGCAACUAACACUUAAACUAAAUGGAAGGGUGCUCCCAUUAUCAGAUCUCUUUAAUGAUUGUGCAGACCCAUUAGAUUACUACGAAAUAAAACUAAGAAUUUUCAAAGUAUCUCAAUUCAAAGAUGAAAAAGUCAUUCAAGGAGAGUGGAAUCGAUUGCUCGAUAGCAUGAAAAAUGCUCCAUCGCCUGACGUGGGAAGUGUAGGCCAAGAAUCCUUUCUUUCCUCGAUAUCCAACACACUAAUUCGAAUUGGUAAAACAACACGCGAUACGGACGUUGUUUUCCCUGUACAUUUCUUAAUGAAUAAAAUAUUAGAAUCAUUCAUUGAUAAAAGUUCAGCUGCUGAUGGAUCUGUAUGUUCAAUGUUCUUGCUUGCCGGAGUUUCUCAUUUAAAACUCUAUUACAUUCUAAGUCGUAUCAUAGAAAACUCUGAAGGAAAUGUCGAAUUGGCAAAAAAAGAAAUGGUAUGGUUGAUCAAAGAUUGGUACCAAAGUGAUUCAGAUUUACGCGGUUCAAUUGCGCCAGAACAAAUCAAAAAAUUGGAGAAAUAUGAUCCGAAUACCGAUCCCGUUCAAGAUUAUGUGAAGGAUCGUCAUCAUGGCCUGAAAUGA
This is a messenger RNA of Saccharomyces cerevisiae S288C, 4176 nucleotides long. It is a transcript of the gene NUP157, whose product is annotated as Nup157p. Gene Ontology annotation, cellular component: nuclear pore inner ring; nuclear pore; nuclear membrane. NCBI's taxonomy places the organism in Eukaryota, Fungi, Ascomycota, Saccharomycetes, Saccharomycetales, Saccharomycetaceae. The record is from RefSeq and is marked reviewed. The coding region runs from base 1 to 4176 and encodes 1391 amino acids. Gene Ontology annotation, molecular function: structural constituent of nuclear pore. Gene Ontology annotation, biological process: nucleocytoplasmic transport; nuclear pore complex assembly. The transcript has a single exon.